AUGUCCAAUCAGCCGAGCCAGACGCCAACAACGAAUAACCCUUCUCGCCGCCAAGCACUAAACGCUUGCGAAGCUUGUCGAAAAAGAAAGACAAAAUGUGACGAGAGGAAACCCGCUUGUGCUCGAUGCAGCCGCUUGGGUCUUGAGUGCAUGUACAUUGAGACUGUCGCGGCUAAGAAGAACCUUUCGAUCGAGGAGCUGACGGGUACCUUGAAACGCAUGGACGAGAAACUCGAUGUCCUCACAGCUGUCGCUCAACGUCAAGCGCCUACGACGGCAUCAACUCCGGGAGACAGCCACUUUGCUGCUUUUAGUCCCUUGAAUCUCGGCAGUACAGGGGUUUCUCAAAAUGCUUCAACCCCAUUUCUCGACACAGGCCGAGUGCUUGAAGAACUCUCACUAUCUCAACGACAUUCCACCGCCCCACAGCAUCUCCUCACCUGGCCUUGCUCGACUCUGUCAAUGAGCGAACCGAAUCUUCAGUACCCGAUGGAGUUGGAGAUAAACCGACCUAGCUUAUCUCGCUCGACAGUACCACCCCGUUGCCUUGAACCUUCAACUUCACCUAGCGGGGAGUCUUGGCUAUCACGACUGUCCUUGUCUCAAGUCAGCUUACUGACGCAGUCGUAUUUCCAGCACUUCCAUCCGUCAUGCCUCAUCUUGAAUGAGUCUCUAUUCUACUCACAGGUUCUAAGCAACGCCGUUCAGACCAGCUUUGCGCCGAACUAUAGCUCGUGCACGGUUCUGCUUGUCUGUAGCUUAGGGUCCAUUGUUGCUCACUACUCCGGACAUGAUGAGUGGUCAUCAGGUAAUGAGCAAGAUGUCGGCCUCGGUUUCUUCAAUUUGGCAAAUGAUAUGUUCCGUGAUUUGGAGAGGUGUGAUUGGGAGAGCGUCCAGUGCCUGCUUCUGAUGGGUCUGUUCUAUUCUGCCAAACUCAGGGUAUAUGAUGCCUGGCAAGCCAACCAUAAAGCUUGUUGUACUGUCUCAGUACUCGUGCCACUGCAACGCACAGUAGAGGCGCAACAUUGCCAGCUAUUCUGGAUUGCAUAUCUUCAGGAGAGCCAAAUUCUCGCAGAGUUCGACUUUCCAGCCAGCGGGCUUGGGAAGCUCGCUAGCAGUAUGCCUCUACCCGUCGUCCCUGGAGCAGGCGCCGACCCUUGCCACGCUCAGUACCAGUUCUUCUUCUUAGCUCUCAUUUCAAUGCGAAAGUUGUUAAACCGAAUUUUGUUCCACCUUUAUAGCCGAGACCAUACCGAAGACCCCGCAAACGGAGAACCGACACAGGCCGAUAAGCCUGCCGCGUUUCUAUCGGUAUCGCCAUCGGUGAUGUUCGAGCUCGACCGUCAGCUUGAAGAGUGGAGAACCUGUUUGCCCCAGGGACUCGAGUUUCUACCUUACUCAGAGGCUCAACUUGCAGAAGUCCCCGAAUUUAAUCAAACUCAGUCGACGGAUGAGAGACUCCGAGACCAUCUGAUGGCUCGCUACUUCGCGGCAAAGUCCAUCAUUCAUCGACCAUACGUCUACAAAACACUGCAUCACGGCGCUACGACCUCUCUUAGUGAUGCCGACACCGCAGGCGCGCGUACAGCCGUUGGUAGCGCGUUGAUGUCUGUGGUAGCAAGUGGAAUCUUACAUGAGCCGUUGGUACUGUUGCUUCAUCCUAUCAAUUCUUGCAGAAGGUAUGGUACUCCAUCAUAA
Fusarium proliferatum ET1 is the source of this 1698-nucleotide messenger RNA. RefSeq lists its product as uncharacterized. The transcript has 7 exons. Lineage: Eukaryota; Fungi; Ascomycota; Sordariomycetes; Hypocreales; Nectriaceae. Gene Ontology annotation, biological process: regulation of DNA-templated transcription; DNA-templated transcription. The record is from RefSeq and is a predicted model, not a curated record. Gene Ontology annotation, molecular function: DNA binding; zinc ion binding; DNA-binding transcription factor activity, RNA polymerase II-specific. Bases 1 to 1698 code for a protein of 565 amino acids.